This is a messenger RNA of Drosophila eugracilis, 1687 nucleotides long. It is a transcript of the gene Cyp309a1, whose product is annotated as probable cytochrome P450 309a1. Lineage: Eukaryota; Metazoa; Arthropoda; Insecta; Diptera; Drosophilidae. The record is from RefSeq and is a predicted model, not a curated record. Gene Ontology annotation, molecular function: heme binding; monooxygenase activity; oxidoreductase activity, acting on paired donors, with incorporation or reduction of molecular oxygen. The transcript is spliced from 6 exons. The coding region runs from base 145 to 1665 and encodes 506 amino acids.
GUCAUUCAUGCUCAAAAAAACCUAUCAAGUUGAUUUAAUAGGUGUGGUAGCUUUAAUUAUGAUUAAAAGCUUUACCAAAGCAGACAAGCUGGCAGUUUUCAAGUGAACUUGGUUGGAAUCAGGUCGAUUUGUUGAGCAGUAGCCAUGAUGAUAUUAGUGGGUUUGUGCCUGACCUUCGUUCAUGUGGUCUUUGUUGGGAUUUACUUCUACCUAACCCGGUACCACAAAUAUUGGGACAAACGGGGAGUAGUCACCGCUCAACCGGUGUCCAUUUUGGGCACAUAUCCUGGCCUUCUGCUUAAUAAAACACGCAGUUUCAUACUUGAAGUCCAGGAUGUCUAUGAUAAAUACAAGAAUGACCACAGAGCGGUAGGCACUUUCAUCACGCGUCAGCCGCAACUUCUUAUUUUGGAUCCCGUCCUGGCCCAUGAAAUUUUGGUAGACAAGUUCAGCCAUUUUCGCGACACCAUAACCAGCAGUUUUGUGUCUCACAAUUCGGAUGACAAGUAUGUGGAGAGGUCACCAUUCUUCAGUGCUGGUGAUAAGUGGAAACAAAGACGCACCGAAGGCGCCGGCGGCUUGACACCGAAUCGGCUGAAACAGGCCUUCACCAUUUGGGAAAAGAGUGGUCAGAAGCUGGUCGAGUAUAUAGAGAGAGCUAUAAAGGAGAAGGGCGAUAUCAUCGAAACCAAGGAUCUAGCCUAUCGAUUUACGGCAGCCACGAUGGGGGACUUUAUAUGGAGCAUCGAUGCUGGUUCACUCAGCGGCAAGGUUGGUGAGAUUGGAAUCUUUCAGAAGACCUCCUCGGAUUGGACCGUCCAUGCUUUUAGUUCGAUGAUUCGGUUUAACAAAAGUCUGGUUGCACCUUUUGUGAGAAAGUUGUGUGGUAUGCGAUUUUUCACUAAGGAAUCAGAUAAGUUCUUCCUGAAAUUGACCGAGGAUAUGGUGAAUUUUCGGCAAGAAAAUUUCGGAGAGGAUCGGGAGGACUACCUAUCCCAUCUCAUCCAACUGCAGAAAAGGGGAAAUUCCAUCCACGACUCUGUGGGUCAUGCCCUAACCGUUUACUUGGAUGGAUACGAAACAUCUGGAGCUCUUCUAUACCACAUGCUAUAUUCGCUGAGCGAGAACCGUGAAGAGCAGGAAAAGUUGCGCUCGGAAAUACUUGAUGUCUUGCCCACCGAAGGCACUAUCAGCUACGAGCAGCUCAAUGCCCUGCCCUAUCUGGAUCAAUGUUUCAAUGAAUCGCUGCGACUGACCACCCCAAUUGGUUUCUUUAUGCGGAUCUGCACCAAGCCCAUCCAAAUUGAUUUGGGGAAUGAAAAAAAGGUAGACCUAGAGCCGGGCAUCACGGUGUUGAUUCCCGCCUAUCAGUACCACCACGAUGAAGACUUAUAUCCGGAGGCCAGUGGAUUCCGGCCGGAGAGGUUUGAGAAUGGAGCGGCGAGUUUGCUCAACAAACGUGGAUGCUUUCUUCCCUUUGGUGAUGGUCCUCGAAUCUGCUUGGGAAUGCGUGUGGGACAACUAACUGUUAAGAUGGCCAUCUUCCACAUUCUUUCUAAUUAUCAGGUGGAACAGACGAAAAAGGUGCCCAUGGGCGCAGAUACUGGCUUAGGAAUUUUCCUCAAUGGCGAUGUCGAACUGAAAUAUACCAAAUUGCAGAAGUAAAGAGGACACGUUUAUUUCUGUA